Clupea harengus (Atlantic herring) is the source of this 4797-nucleotide messenger RNA. It is a transcript of the gene spag9a, whose product is annotated as sperm associated antigen 9a. The record is from RefSeq and is a predicted model, not a curated record. Gene Ontology annotation, molecular function: signaling receptor complex adaptor activity; JUN kinase binding; kinesin binding. Gene Ontology annotation, cellular component: cytoplasm. NCBI's taxonomy places the organism in Eukaryota, Metazoa, Chordata, Actinopteri, Clupeiformes, Clupeidae. Gene Ontology annotation, biological process: vesicle-mediated transport.
CACGUGAUUGUCUGAACAUCAACUCAGCUGUUGUGGGUCUAUGGGAGAGACUACGAGAAAAUAUUCCACGUAAUAGGCUCCAUCAGCCACUUCCCGGGAGGGACUGUAUGUAGCAGGGGCAUUGCUGGUGAAAUUUGGAGAGAAAGAAGGGAAUUGUCGCACCCACCUUACAGUAACAAGCCGUAUUGGUGGAGGAACCGAUAAAAUACGGGACAUAUUUGCGAGAGGAAGGGAAAAAAUGGAGUUGGAGGACGGAGUUGUGUACCAGGACGACCCGGGGACAACGGCUAUGAUGUCGGAAAGGGUCUCGGGCCUGGCCAGCUCUAUUUACCGUGAAUUUGAAAGGCUCAUAGGGAAAUACGACGAAGACGUUGUAAAAGAACUUAUGCCGCUUGUUGUCGCGGUGCUGGAGAAUCUGGAUUCUGUUUUCGCAGAGAAUCAGGAGCAUGAAGUCGAGCUCGAACUGCUCAAGGAGGACAACGAGCAGCUCAUCACCCAGUACGAGCGGGAGAAAGCACUAAGGAAGCAUGCAGAGGAGAAGUUCAUUGAGUUUGAAGACAGCCAGGAGCAGGAGAAGAAGGACCUUCAGAAGAAUGUGGAGAGGAUGGGAUCUCAAUCUCGCCAGCUUGAGCUCAAGAUCAAGAACUACGUCGACCAAAUCAGCCGGCUGGAGGAGCGCGAGGCUGAGUUGAAGAAGGAGUUUAAUUCACUCCAUCAGCGCCACACAGAGAUGAUCCAUAACUACAUGGAGCACGUGGAGCGUAUUAAACUCCAACAGAGCGGAGAAGCGUCAGACACAGGAACUCUGGGAAGAAUUCGGAAAGAGCGCCCCCUGUCUUUGGGGAUCUUCCCCACGCCAGGCGGGAACGCUGCCCUCACCCCCGAGGUGCUCGGAAGGGGCGAGACGCCGGGUACGGAGGGCUGGAGAUUCAACGACCUCACCCACCCACGCUCCAAUGCCAGCCUCAAGCAGCUGGAGGAGGAGGACUCCCAAAAGCGGGAGGGUAAGAGGGCGCAGGAGUCUUGGGGAAAUUCGCUGGCAGACGACUGCAAGGACGAGCUAUCCGAUUUGACCCCGAUGUCCACCACAGCCUCGGAGCUUGGGGAUGGUCCGGACAGGAACAGCAAAAACAUGGAGGUGCCAGCCGCCCCCGGAACCAAGUCAGUUUCCAUCGGUUUGGCUGAUAAUGAGGACAAAUCCGAUGUGCAGGCCAUCAUCGAGUCCACGCCAGAGCUGGACAUGGACCUCAGUGGCUACAAGGGAGCCAGCACACCGACUAAAGGCAUUGAGAACAUAGCGUUUGAUCGUAACACAGAGUCCCUGUUUGAGGAGCUGUCCUCCGCUGGCAGUGGCCUGAUCGGAGAUGUGGACGAGGGGGCCGACCUGUUAGUGGAGUACUCUGGUAUGGGUCGGGAAGUAGAGAACCUAAUUCUAGAAAACACACAGCUGCUGGAAACAAAAAAUGCCCUGAACGUGGUGAAGAACGACCUAAUUGUGCGCUUGGAUGAGCUGAUCUGUGAGAAGGAGGGGCUCCAGGACGAUCUGGACGCUGUGCUGGAGGCCAAGAGCAAGCUGGAGGAGAAGAACAAGGAGCUGGAUGAUGAGAUGAAGAAGAUGCGGGUGGAGACUGAGGAGGCCAAGAAGAAGACCACAGAUGAGGAUGAGGAAUGGGAUGUGCAGAGUGACGUGACGACGGCCCAGAGGAAGCGCUUCACGCGGGUGGAGAUGGCCCGUGUGCUGAUGGAGAGGAACCAGUACAAGGAGAGGCUCAUGGAGCUGCAGGAGGCCGUCAGGUGGACCGAGAUGAUCCGGGCUUCACGGGGUAACCCUGACACCAGUGAGAAGAAGAAAUCCAGCAUCUGGCAAUUCUUCAGCCGGCUCUUCAGCUCGUCGGGCUCCACGACGACCAGCCCGGCCCUGAGGAAGACUCCGGAGCUGGGCUCCAACGUGAAGUACAACGCCCCUGGCUCCAUGAUGAGGAAGAGCAGCACCUUCUCGCAAUUCCCCACCGAGAAGUCCAAAGCCUUCGACUUCCUCAGCGAAGGGCUGGACCCGUGCAGCUCCCCGUCCCGGCGGGAGAUGAAGCGCUCUCAGUACCGCGAGGUGAAGGCCCACGUGCAGAAGGAGGACGGGCGCCAGCAGGCCCACGGCUGGAGCCUCCCCAGCAAGUCCAAGGCCACGAAUGGAGGACAGGUUGAGAAUAAGAACUUGCCUGUUCCUGUGUACCUGAAGCCCCUGGAGCUCAAAGAUACUGCCAUGAAGGUGUGGUGUGCGGCCGGAGUCAACCUCUCAGGAGGUAGGCUCCGAGACGGGAGCCCCCUGCUGGCGGAGAGCGGCGUAGCAGAGACUGAUUGUCUCAAACAGAGGAAAGGUUCCCAGAGCAGCCUGGACCAGCUGGAGCAGCAGCCACAGCCGGAGCAGGACCCCCAGGCGGAGAUGUCCAGCCGCGUGUGGCUCUGCGCCAGCACCAACUCGGCCACCAAGGUCCUGAUCAUGGACGCCAGCCAGCCCGGCACGCCGAUGGAGAGCUUCUACGUCUGCAACUCCCACGUGCUCUGCAUCGCCAGCGUGCCAGGUGUACUGGAGUCGGACUACCCCGCUGGAGAGGAGGUGCCUCAGGACCUGGAGGCGGGGCAGGGGCAGGGGCAGGGGGAGGGCUCUCUGUCGGGCUCGGUGGGCUCUGGGGGCAGCGACGGGGCGCUGAGCGGCGUGUCAGCCGUGGGCUGCACCUCUGAGGGGCCACCAGGGGGCGCCACGUCUCAACCCGGGGGAUCCCCAGCAGGGCACAGCCCCAGAGUGAAUCUCUCCAGGGAGGCCAGUCCGGACGAGGACGGCGUGGCCACGGCCGAGGAGGCGACAGAGGCCACGGAGGAUGAGGAGGAGGGCCAUGGCGCGGAGCCCAGCCAACCUGGCAUCUACACGGAGCACGUGUUCACCGACCCGUUAGGUGCCCAGCCUACGGAACCCAACUCAACCACAGACACACAAGCCAGGGAGGUGCUGGGGGAGGCUGACGGUGGCUCCCCAGACUCCAUCCUGCAAGACUCUGCACUAGACGAGAGCCAGAGGAUGAGCAGCACCCUGGCCACCAUGUGGAUGGGCGCCCAGAAUGGAUGUUUGUACGUUCACUCGGCGGUGGCGCGCUGGAAGAAGUGCCUUCAUGCUGUCAAGCUCAAAGAUUCCAUCUUAAACAUUGUGCACGUGAAAGGCCGUGUCCUGGUAGCCCUGUCUGAUGGGACUCUGGCCAUCUUCCACAGAGGGCAAGACUGCCAGUGGGACCUGACCAACUACCACCUGCUGGACCUGGGCCGGCCGCACCACUCCAUCCGCUGCAUGACGGUCGUCCACGAUAAGGUGUGGUGUGGCUAUCGCAACAAGAUCUACAUCGUCCAGCCCAAGGCCAUGAGGAUAGAGAAAUCCUUCGAUGCCCACCCUCGCAAAGAGAGCCAGGUCCGACAGCUGGCGUGGGUGGGGGACGGCAUCUGGGUGUCCAUCCGACUGGACUCCACCCUCCGCCUCUUCCAUGCCCACACCUUCCAGCACCUCCAGGAUGUGGACAUCGAGCCGUACGUCAGCAAGAUGCUGGGCACGGGCAAGCUGGGCUUCUCCUUCGUGAGGAUCACCGCACUCAUGGUGUCCUCCAGCAAGCUGUGGGUGGGAACAGGGAACGGCGUCAUCAUCUCCAUCCCCCUCUCAGACGGAAACAAAUCAGCCCACGGCACCCCGAGCCGCCCAGGCCGUGCUGUCCGUUUCUAUGGAGAAGAGAGUGUGGACAAUGCCACGCCAGGCUCCUUCGUACCCUAUUGCUCCAUGGCCCACGCUCAGCUCUGUUUCCAUGGCCACCGAGAUGCAGUCAAGUUCUUUGUAGCAGUGCCAGGUCAGGUGUCUGUCCCUGGCUUAGCAAGUGUGGAGGUAGGCCCAGCAGACCCUGAGGCCCCGUCGACAGAUGCCCAAACACAGCAGCUACCCCAGAGCAUGCUGGUGAUGAGCGGUGGUGAGGGGUACAUCGACUUUAGACAGGGUGAUGAGGGUGGGGAGACGGACGAGCCUCUGGACUCCACCAUGAUGCGACCAGCGGGCGCCACCAAGACCGAGCGUAGCCACAUCAUCGUCUGGCAGGUUGCCACUGGUGACGAGUGAGAGCCCCAACAGCCCUCCGACUCCCCUACCCUCCCGGCCUCAGCCUCGGCCUUGGGUUCGACAGAGCACUCCACCCCCUGACAGCCUGCACGGCCCGCAUACACACAUACACACACACACACACCUACACACCUGUUCAACAGUCCCCUCAUCAUUAUCAUUGUCUUUUGCAUUCUUAUUACUAUUACUGAUAGUAUUAUAAUUAUGAUCAUUAUUAUUACUAUUAUUAUUAUUGAUGUUACUCUUCCUUGGCGCCGCUGGGGUCUGCCAUGGCGUUUUACUAGGUAGGGGACCGUGCAGAAGUCUGGGGGGUGUUCCGUCCACAGAUAUGUCCUCCCACCGUUGGCUCUGGUUUCCCAGAAGCCCUUAUGGCUGCAAGGGCAGGGGCAGGGGUUAUAGGAGUUACUGUACAGUCAAGCCUAGUGCCACACACUCAAAAGGAACCGACGCGAUGAUGUACGCUCCGAACAAAAACAAAAGGGAACAGUGAAGUUGUCUGGUAAUGUUUUUUUUAUUAGACUUUAUUCGUUUUUCUCCCCUCCUACGUUUUUCUCGAAAAAAUAUUUUUGUACAUAUGUGUGUAUCAUUGUCGAUGUGUGUGUGUAUGUUUAUGUAUGUGUGUGUGGGCGUGUGUGUAUGUUUAUGUUUGUAUGUGU